AUGUGGGAUGUGACCGCUAUUUCACUUCAGGCCGCCGAAGCUGACUCCAUCGGACCGCUCGAGGCAACUCAUGUAUCCUUUUCGUCCGCAGCCUCGAUCUGGAAACGUGCCACCGCUCGGCCGUCCGUAGCACUCGUCGGUACACCUGUCUCAACCGACUGGAUGUACGAAUCCUGCAGAUUGGCCGCGCUGAUCUACUGCCGCAUGGUGUUGCCCCGCAUCCCGUCGGCCGUUACCGGAGCCUUUCCUCCUCUUUCCGUGCUUGGUCGAGAUCUCUACCGUUCCCUUACAGGAACUGACGCUAGCGACUGCUGGGGUGAUAUGGCCGGCGUGCUGUACUGGUGUUCACUUGUCGGUGGGGCCGCCAUGCGCCCUGUUCCCGAUACCUCCGAGACGGAUCGAUGGGAAGAUGUUGAAGGCAGCGACUUCGAGGAGAGCGAGCAUCGCAGGAGGUGGCCCACUUUGUUGGCUGUGCGGCUCACCAUCUGGCUGGCAUUCCAGUAUGCGGACAUGGUAACGACUACUCUGAGGAGAUUCAUCUGCGUGUCUCGACCAGUAACGGUGUAA
Messenger RNA from Coniosporium apollinis CBS 100218, 567 nucleotides. RefSeq lists its product as uncharacterized. Bases 1 to 567 code for a protein of 188 amino acids. The transcript has a single exon. The record is from RefSeq and is a predicted model, not a curated record. NCBI's taxonomy places the organism in Eukaryota, Fungi, Ascomycota, Dothideomycetes.